AAUUACCUACCGCACAGCAUGUUCCAGCUUUCGGUGCUCUUGCCUUUAGUGGGCUUAGUGAUUUUUACGGCCUCACCGGCACAGGCUCAAGGAUUUUAUACAAUAACAGCACCCGAAUACAUAAAACCUAACUCCGAGUAUAGGGUGCAUGUGGGUGUAGCAAAUGUGUAUCAAAACUCAAAAAUAAAGCUCACUCUGAAAGGACCACUAUUUAAUAAAUUCACUGAGCUUACGAUUCCGCCGAAUUCCGAUAAAACUGCCACCUUUCAAUUAGGGGAUAUACAAAAUGGCGACUUUUCAUUGGAGGCACAAGGAUUGUCGGGCAUAGUAUUUCAAAAUUCGACGAAUUUAAUAUUCGAAAACAAUUUACCGGCGGUCUAUUUGCAAACUGAUAAAUCUCUCUACAGACACGGCGAUACCAUACAGUUUCGUGUAAUAUUUUUAGAUCAGUAUUUGUUGCCCGCAAACGUCAACGAACCGAUCUCGAUUAUGAUAAAGGAUGCACAAAACAAUACCAUUCAGAGUUUCGACAAUAUCACCCUGAAUACCGGCGUAUUCAAGGGUAAGCUAAAAUUAGCCGAGCUGGUCGUUUCAGGUGAGUGGUCUGUGGCAGCUUUUCUGGACAAAACCCCAGUGGCUAGUAAGACAAUUGAAGUGAGAGAAUAUGAAUUGCCGUUAUUUGAGGUGGACUUAGAUGUACCAAUUUAUGUGAAUUAUAAAGCGAAAGAGUUUGCGGUGAAAGUGUAUGCGCACUACACAUUUGGUAAGCCGAUAUUUGGUACAUGCCUAAUUAAGCUCAAUGCGUCUACUACCACACUCUUUGAAAGGGAAUUGAACCUAUCUGACGGUCAAUUAGAGAUUUCAAUUCCAACAAAAGAUCUUGGUAGACGAAUACGACCGAUCGAAGUGAGAGUCACAGUCGUGGAUCAUGUCACGCAAACCGACCGUACAGUUUCAAAAAUUAUAAGUCUUUCAUUAAACAUGUAUGAAAUAGAAAUGGCGGAUGUCCAAAAGGAAUGUUUUAGCGGAAAUGAUAAAUUCAUUUACUCACCACGAAUUUCUCAUAUCAUUGGCAAACCAAUCGAUAUUGAUGAAGAAGUUUAUGUUAAAAUCAAAAAAGGUGAGACCGAAACUACGGAUUACACCUAUCCCGAUGAAAAUGGACGUGUUCGUGUGGAGCUGGAAUGUUCAAAUGAUCCGAAAAUAACUGUUACAAUAAAAUAUAAAAACGAAGAGAAAUCAAGCGAAAUUGAAUUAUACCACCGAAGUGAUAGCGGCCAAGGAGGAGUAUUUGUCAAGACGCAAUUCCCAGAAGUUGAUACGCCCAUGGAGGUACGUCUCAUAUCACCCGAGCCCUUCUCGAGCUUCGUAUGUGUUAUUGUCGGACGCGGCAAUAUUGUAUAUAAUAAUAAAAUCAGAAUACCGGAUGGACGCAGUGAAACCGCAUACACUUUCUCCAUCACACCAACUCAUGAAAUGAUACCGGAAGCGCAUAUUUUCGUGUAUUUCUUCAAUGCCGGUAAAAUGAUUUACUACGAAACCAAAUUUACCCUACCGAAUCAAUUCCGAAAUAGUAUCUCCAUCGACAUGCCGGAAACUGUCAAACCAGGCUCUUUCGUUUCUCUAGUAGUCGAAACGGAUCCAGAAUCGUACGUUUGUUUAUUGGGUGUGGAUAAGAGCGUAAUAUUGCUGAAGACCGGAAACGAUCUUGACGCUAAACAAAUAUUUGAAAAUUUAAAAACUAAGGACACGAAAGUAUCUAGAACUUAUACACCAGGCGAAAGUGCUGGUCUUAUCACAAUGACAAAUGCACAACACAAUUUGGAGAGCGCGGUUGCAAAACCAGAUGGGGUACUAGUUGGUAGAGGCUCCAAACCAAAAGUCCGUCAAAAUUUCCACGAAGUUUUUGCGUUUACUGAAAUUAUGAGUGAUGAUGGCCAAAGUGAGAUACAAGAAAAAAUACCUGACACAAUUACGACGUGGGUGGUCACAGGCUUUUCAAUUAAUCCAAAAACUGGAUUUGCACUAACAACAACUCCAACUGAAAUUAAGACUUUUUUGAAUUUCUUCGUUACCGUUAAACUUCCACAAUCCGUGAAAUUGGGCGAAAUCAUAGAUCUAGAAGUAACAGCUUUCAAUUAUUUACGCUCAAAUGUGAAUGCUUCCAUUUCAAUGGAAAGCGAAAAGGGACAAUUUGAAUUUCUUCCGAAUUAUGGUAAUAACAAACAAACAGUGGGCUCCUUUAUACAAAGAGAGAGAAGCAGAACAGUAAGAUUUAAAAUACGACCAACUCAAGUUGGCGAAAUAGAUCUGAAAAUAUCUGCCGUAAGUUUCUUAGCCAGUGAUGUAAUUAUCAAAAAACUGAAAGUCGUUUACGAAGGCACCACCGUGUGGAAUAAUGAGGACUUCUUUAUAAGUGGCGAGGAGAGCAAAAUUUACAGAUUAAGUAUACCGCUAAAUAUUGUUUUGGGCUCUGAGCAUAUUGAAAUUUCCGUUAUGGACUUUAUAAUGGGUUCAAUGUUGAAUUUGAUCAAUAGUGGUGAGAAUCUCGAUAAUCUCAUUCACUCUCCCUAUGGCUGUGGGGAACAGAAUAUGUUUACUAUGGUGCCAAAUUUAAUGGUUUUGAAGUAUUUGCAGAGCACCGAUAACACAAAUAAAGCCCUCAAAGACAAGGCAAUUUCUUAUUUACAAACCGGCUAUCAACGACAACUUUCCUACAAGGUUAAUGAUCACUCUUUCAGUACAUGGGGUGCCGCUCCCGGAAUUACUUGGUUAACAGCCUACGUUUUACGCAUAUUUAUGGAAGCAAAAUCCUACAUAUAUAUAGAUGAGAAUAUUAUCAAAAAUGGUUUAGAAUUUCUGCGAAAAAAACAAGAAGCCGAUGGCGGUUUUAGAGAAGAUGGCAGAUUAUAUGAUUUUGCAAAUCUAAACAAAUUAAGUGUGACCGCUACUGCGUUGCUGGCUUUCCUUGAAAAUACCCAAUACAAAAAUCAAUACAAGGAUGUCAUAGAUAAGGCGACGAAAUAUGUUAGGAAUAAUGUGAAACAAAACACCGAUAUGCGUGCAUCGGCUCUAUGUUUAUAUGCUCUGCAAGUGAUUGGUGAUCCGAUGGUUGGUGAGCUACUUGACAUCAUAGAAACCAAAGCGUACACUGGUAACGGUCAAAAGUGGUGGCAAAAUACCCCAACACCCGCGAAUAUUGAUGUUUAUAUAACAGGGUAUAUUGUAAUGACAUUGUUGGAAUUAAAAAAACCAGUUACGCCAAUUAUCAAGUGGAUAGUGUCGAAACGUAAUAGUAAUGGCGGUUUUGCUUCGACUUUCGAAACGGAGGCGGGCAUGCGCGCCCUAUCUAUGUAUGCUGCCAAAUUUAAGGAGCAAGGUAAUAAUUUAGAUAUCGAUGUGCGCUCUCAAGGACAAUUGCUGCAAUCGUUUAAAGUUGGAGUAAAUAGUAAAAAUAUUAACAAAAAAUUUGAGCUUCCCAGAGAGACGCGAGAACUUCAAUUCACUGCGACUGGCAAUGGCAAAGCAACCUUUCAAAUUUCUUAUAGUUACAAUACUUUGGAGACCAACAAUCGAGAUUUCAACGUUAACUAUACUGUGCUCACCCCACCGGGACCGAGAAAAAAUUUACAAGUCUGCACCCAAUUUAUUUCUCACACAGUUGAGCGUACAAGUAUGACAGUUUUGGAGAUAAGUUUGCCGUCAAGUGAUGAAGUGAGCCCGGAGUGCUGUGAUAUCAGAAAUUCGAGGCGAGCAAAGAAAAUUGUUGUAAAAUCAAAACAAAAAGUGGAAAUUUACCUUGAAGGAUUUACGCCAGAUGCCAGUGAAUGCUUAGAAAUCCCAUUAGUGAAACAAUUUGAUGUGGAUAACAAGAAACCAGCAACAAUUAUUGUAUAUGAUUAUUAUGAAAAGAAUGUCGAUAAAUUCUUUUACCAAGUUUAACGAUAGACUUUUCCAUAAGGUCUGAUGAAAAUUUGUAUAUGAAAAUAUAAAAAAAAAUCGCAUGUAUGUAUGUAGAUUAA
This is a messenger RNA of Ceratitis capitata (Mediterranean fruit fly), 4022 nucleotides long. RefSeq names its product CD109 antigen. The record is from RefSeq and is a predicted model, not a curated record. NCBI's taxonomy places the organism in Eukaryota, Metazoa, Arthropoda, Insecta, Diptera, Tephritidae. Gene Ontology annotation, molecular function: endopeptidase inhibitor activity. The coding region runs from base 19 to 3942 and encodes 1307 amino acids. The transcript has 11 exons. Gene Ontology annotation, cellular component: extracellular region.